AUGACUCACCGUCCCACAGCAUGCCUCACCGUCCCCACAGCAUGCCUCACCGUCCCCACAGCAUGCCUCACCGUCCCACAGCAUGCCUCACCGUCCCCACAGCAUGCCUCACCGUCCCCACAGCAUGCCUCACCGUCCCACAGCAUGCCUCACCGUCCCACAGCAUGCCUCACCGUCCCACAGCAUGCCUCACCGUCCCACAGCAUGCCUCACUGUCCCACAGCAUGCCUCACCGUCCCACAGCAUGCCUCACCGUCCCACAGCAUGCCUCACCGUCCCACAGCAUGCCUCACCGUCCCACAGCAUGCCUCACCGUCCCACAGCAUGACUCACCGUCCCACAGCAUGCCUCACCGUCACCACAGCAUGCCUCACCGUCCCACAGCAUGCCUCACCGUCCCACAGCAUGACUCACCGUCCCACAGCAUGCCUCACCGUCCCACAGCAUGACUCACCGUCCCACAGCAUGCCUCACCGUCACCACAGCAUGCCUCACCGUCCCACAGCAUGCCUCACCGUCCCACAGCAUGCCUCACCGUCACCACAGCAUGCCUCACCGUCACCACAGCAUGCCUCACCAUCACCACAGCAUGCCUCACCGUCCCACAGCAUGCCUCACCGUCCUCGCUGGCUACAAACCUUGCACAAUGGCGUCACGGUUAAUACAGUUCCGCCCCUUAAGAUUCUUGCCCUGAUUUACGAGGCCAGCCCAAGUUCCAAGUUUACACCAUAA
Messenger RNA from Procambarus clarkii (red swamp crayfish), 732 nucleotides. Lineage: Eukaryota; Metazoa; Arthropoda; Malacostraca; Decapoda; Cambaridae. The record is from RefSeq and is a predicted model, not a curated record.